Cladophialophora yegresii CBS 114405 is the source of this 897-nucleotide messenger RNA. RefSeq lists its product as uncharacterized. The record is from RefSeq and is a predicted model, not a curated record. The transcript is spliced from 4 exons. Gene Ontology annotation, molecular function: acetate transmembrane transporter activity. Gene Ontology annotation, cellular component: plasma membrane. The coding region runs from base 1 to 897 and encodes 298 amino acids. NCBI's taxonomy places the organism in Eukaryota, Fungi, Ascomycota, Eurotiomycetes, Chaetothyriales, Herpotrichiellaceae.
AUGUCGACCAACGCGGCACACACGGACACCAGCAAUCAAGCUGUUCUCAAUGGCGACCACUCUCACGACAAAGAUUUCGCGACGGCCACUCGAGGAAUGAGCCACGAGGAGAAGACAGCCGCCCAACACGCUGCCCGCUUCGGAUAUGGCCCUCUCGCCCAUAUGCGCACCAACAACGAUGCUACUUUGCCAGCCUUCGGCGGUGAAUUUCAACCCGGUCUCUACAAAGGCGUCGAGGGACGCAAAUUCGCUAACCCUGCUCCUCUCGGUCUGUGCGCUUUCGCCUUGACGACCUUUGUACUCUCCUUGAUCAACUUGGGGACUCGAAACGUCGAAGUGCCCAGCAUCGUCAUCUCCCUGGCCUUCGGCUACGGUGGUCUUGUUCAGCUUCUCGCUGGCAUGUGGGAAAUGGCCGUCGGCAACACUUUCGGUGCUACCGCCCUAUCAUCCUAUGGUGGUUUCUGGAUCUCCUUUGCAAUCAUCCUCACUCCUGGUGGCUUCGCAAUCGAGUCGACUAUCAUCGAACAGCAGAACUCGAAGGCGCUGUAUGACUGCUUGGGCUUCUACUUGAUGGGAUGGUUCAUCUUCACCUUCCUGCUCCUCAUCUGCACACUGAAGUCUACCGUGGCAUUCUUCCUCUUGUUCUUCACCCUGGAUCUCGCCUUCCUCAUGCUCGCCUGCUCCUACCUGAUCCUCGAGAGCGGCGAGCCUCACGUCGGUCUUCACCGUGCCGGAGGCGCCUUCGGCAUUAUCGCCGCCUUCUUGGCUUGGUACAACGCCCUGGCUGGUAUUGCCGAUACCUCGAACAGCUUCUUCAUCGUCCCCGUCCUCCACUUCCCCUGGUCGGAGAAGGGCAAGCAGAGACGCCAAGAAAACAAUACCGAUCACACUGCAUAA